Eutrema salsugineum is the source of this 1131-nucleotide messenger RNA. RefSeq lists its product as uncharacterized. The record is from RefSeq and is a predicted model, not a curated record. Lineage: Eukaryota; Viridiplantae; Streptophyta; Magnoliopsida; Brassicales; Brassicaceae. The transcript has a single exon. The coding region runs from base 1 to 1131 and encodes 376 amino acids.
AUGAACGUCUUCGCUGCUCAGAUGCAAGAGCUGGUUCGAAGCAACGAUGCCAAAUUCGCGACUCUCACCGCGCAGAUUUCUAGCCUGCAACAAGAGAGCCCGCUUCGACGCCGGAACCUCAUCAGCGAUUUCCAGGGAGAGCGAGAUCCGCAGUGCACGGUGGCACGGUCGGUAAUACAGCAACAGUCCGAAAGCCCGUCCCAGCACAUACGAACUCAACUGACGGCGCACGACCUGGAAAUCGAACGGAUGCAGGCCCAACUGCGAGAGAUCAGUUCCAAAUUUCACCAAGCCACCAGUUCGGCACCUGAAAUUGACCGCGUAAUCCAGGAAGCACAGAAAACACCGUUCACUUCCCGGAUCACCAACGUCCCCAUCCCUAACCUAGAAAAGUUUAAACUACGUUCAUACGAAGGGAACUCGGACCCGAGGCAUUUUCUUACCUCGUUCGGCAUCGUGAUCAACCGACUGAAGUUCACCUCGGCUGAGCAGAAAGACGCGAUCCAAUGCCAACUGUUCGUCGAACACCUCGAAGGCAUAGCUUUGGAUUGGUUCUCAAGAUUAGAAGCCGACUCCAUUGAUAACUACAAGGAGCUUUCAACUAAGUUCGCAAAGCAUUUCUCGAUGUUCAUCGGGCAGAAAACCCGUAACUCCGAGCUUUGGGAGAUAUCACAGGGUGAAAACGAAUCACUCCGAGACUUUAUGGGGCGUUUCAAACAGAUCUUGGGUCACUGCACGGUGGACGACGAAGCCGCCCUCGAAGCUUUAUACCAGAAAACAUGGUACAAAUCACCUUUUCAUAAAGAGCUUCGCAGGAACAGACCCCUCACCCUUGAGGACGCGCUCCACAAAUCAAACAUCUUCAUCGCGGAAGAAGAAGAAGAAGCCGCCAAAGUUCGGCAGUAUUCAGCGUCAAAGCCCGGCCAGACCUUGACCACCAAAGAUAAUUCAGAAACAAAAGUCCAGUCCGGCAAACCGCGUAGAGUAGUGAACCAGGCAGGACCGUCAAACCAAAAGUCAGGACGGCCACCGAAAUCUUGGAACACAUGGCAUAAAGACGAUGAUACGCCGCUAAGUGAACGUUUUUGUGAGUAUCACGAGCGAUAUGGGCAUAGCAUGGAGGAAUGCUGA